AUGUAUGUGAAAUGGUUUGAUACAGGAAUGUUAUACUAUGUGAUUUUAGUGAAUUUUUAGUGAAUGUCACUUUUUGUCAUUUUCAAAUUUCCCACCAGUUCCGUCCCCCGUACGUCCCGACGCUCGCAGGGGACGGAACCCAGAUGAGAGAUGCCGGCAUCAGCCGGAGGACAUUACAGGGUACACUGCAGGAGGGACAUCGCGGGAGCGCAGGACAAGGUUAGUGAAGAACAGAUCCCCGAGCAGCACUGCAGUGUAUUCCCGAGUGUAGCUCGGGGUUACCACUUGUGCUACACUCAGGAAUACCGCCAGGGAGGUUAAGCU
Staurois parvus is the source of this 324-nucleotide messenger RNA. NCBI's taxonomy places the organism in Eukaryota, Metazoa, Chordata, Amphibia, Anura, Ranidae. The record is from the annotation of a GenBank genome assembly.